Symbiodinium sp. CCMP2592 is the source of this 3204-nucleotide messenger RNA. Lineage: Eukaryota; Dinophyceae; Suessiales; Symbiodiniaceae. The record is from the annotation of a GenBank genome assembly.
GUCGAAAAAGUCCAGGAUGGUGAGGAACAGAACUUGAGGUACAACAACACCUUGUACAACAAGGCCUUACACCAGGCUGCCACAGCAGCUGUUGCAGUGCUGCGGGGUCCAUCCGGUCCCGUGGAGAAGGCUGCCCGGAGAUUGGAGCUGGAAUUUGGGCGGGGCAUCUUGAGCAGUCAGUACUCGAAGUUGAGCAGGCUGUUAUCGCUGACCAACAAGCUCGCAUCUGCUACCAGAAACGCUGUAGACCUGACGGCCUGGAUGAUCGACUCCUUGACGCUGGCCCUGCACAUGAACAUGGUCACGCCAGCUAAAUGCACCGAGAAGUUUCUGGAUCGAGACCGGAAGACAGGCGAUGCUGGCUUUUGGUUGUCGCGCAUGCUGGUGGUGCAGGUCUUCGAUUAUGCAGCAAAGCUGGCGAACAAGUUGCCUGAGCCGGACAAGGUUAAGCUGACAGGGAUUUUGGCUGAACUCCGUUGCCCUUCCACAUGUUGGGAGAAAUAUCUCUGCCAUGCUGAUGCUGAUCAAGGGGCUGCUGGAGAGGACGACAUGGACGGCGAGGACCCAGAGGACGUGGAGCGCCCUGUUCCGCAGUCCAAGAUUGGAGCUGUUAAAGAGGGUUUCAACAAAGCCAUUGGCAUGCUUUUGGAUUUGCUGCUGGAGCUGAUGUCGGGGAAGUACUACAAGGAUUGCUGCAUGCUGGCUUCGAGUGAAGAUGGCCUUGCAAAGGCAUUGACAGCUGCACAGCUUGGAAGCUCGGAUGACACGGAGCACGAGGAGCCAUGUGCGCUUAUCACUCAGAUGAAGAUCAUUGUCGACAAGUUCGACAACAGCACGAAGUCCGUUGGUGCCACAUCUGCGGCUCCUGCUCCGAGUUUGCUCCAAAGCCUGGCCAAGGCUUCUGAAGCUGACACACCCGAGGAAUGUGUCGAGCGUGAGCGGCAGUGGAAGGCGGUGCAAACGGAACGCCGCAAGUUCGUGUCGUUCUCGGUACCGAACAAGAUCUCGAAGGACUGCCUAGUCAAUGCGUUCAGAGGUUGCGGCAAGGUCUUCACGCACAAGGGCACCUUAAACUCUUCGCACCGCCUGAUCGUUGCCAGUGCGGAUCUCUUGGCAGAGGCUGGUAACGACCCGUGGCUCAAGGGCACUCCGCCAAGCGAGGAAUGGAAAGAGAUCUGUGCCUUUGCCAAAGACAUUUCUGGGCCCGAGGAUUUCGUCGUACUCUUCGACGGCAGAAUGCGGGAAAUUCGCCGCGUGUCCGAAGACCUCCUGCUGAACCAGCAGCACACCGAGGAGUGCACCAUCGUGUACUCAGGUGGGUGCCCGCCGAGAACUGGUCGCACUCGCCGCGUUCCGCUGGCUGCAAAGAAGGUGGAGACAGGAGCGGUUAAGUUUCCGGUCGCACGCACCAAGAUUCAGACGACGAAGAAAGGCUCCUUCACAGUCUGCGGCGAGGCUUCUACGUACCAAGGCACUUACUCAGGCGUGGAGUACCGUGCGGUUUCUGAAAUGCCCCUCGUGUCUGCAGACACCAAGAAGAAGAUCAUUGCUCCGGCAACAACCGGCGACCUCCCGACACCGCCAGAGGACUGGCAGGAUCGCCACGGCUCCGACGUACCCUUGUUCUGGAACGAGUCGAAGCCGAUAGCAUAUUGGAAUGCCAUCAUUGAGGAGUUUUGCGCGGAGGCAGUGUUUGACCUCACGGCUGGCACCGGUGCUCUGAUGGAGGCUUCUUUGACUGCCGGCAUCGCAUACCACGGGCUUUGCAGCCUCAACAAGGAGCACAUGUCGUGGGUCCAGGCGGUUGCUGAUCGCGCAGCUUGCGGAAUGAUGGCUUUGGAGGGAUCCACUCUUUACUCGGACGAGAAUGCCAAGGCGGUGAAGAAGCAUUUCCCGCACGUUCUGGAGAGCUUGUCCAACCAAGACGACCAGGACGAGGCCUACCAGACGCCUCUGGGGCAAAACCAGUCUCAAGACGGCUUCUCGUCGGUGGCCCCGGGGAGCUUGCGGAAGCAGGCUGUGAAAGACGGCUUGGUCCCCAAGGCUCGAAGGGCCUUCGUCAUCUGGUUCCAGGAAAACUCCGAAGUCAAGAAAGGCGCUCCCAAGCACGAGUUUCUCAAUGAGAUGAAGCAUCUUGGCGCAGUCUGGCAGGGCAUGACCGACAAGCAGAAGGCACCAUUCAUGGCGAGGAGCAAAGAUGAGUUCAUGGCUCAGCGAAGUGCACUGGCCGUUCUUGGCAUCAGGAUGCGGGGCUCCACGACCAGUGCGGGCGGCCCCGACGAGGCGAAGGACCCCCCUGCCGCUGACGAAUCUGGCGGUCGCGUUGGCCCAUUUGAGCUUAAUGGUGCAAGGGCUCCAAUUGGAGGCGGAGCCUAUGGCAGUGUCUACAGUUGCCAGCAUCCGCAAAGCGGCCUUAACGUGGCGGUGAAGGUUUAUCGUGGCUCCGAUGGCCCCGCGGAUUGCAGGCACGAAGUGGAGCAGAUGAAGCUUCUAAUGAAGGCCGUUCCGCAGCAGAAGAUGAUGUGGUUCCCGCUUCUUGUCAGCUCGGGUGUCACGGGCAGACCUUGGCCAUGGAUGGCUACUAGCCUAUGUGGGCCCAGCCUGGCAACCGCACUUCGAAAUCCUGCGGCGCAUGGCAAGCCGAGGACGUGGUCUGUGGCAGCUCAGCUGAGAAGUGCACUGCAGACCUUGCAUGACGCAGGCAUCCUACACUUGGAUGUGAAACCUGGCAAUGUUCUUUGGUGCCCUUGCACAGAUCAGGUGCAGGUGUGCGACUUCGGCAUGAGUGAGAACAUGGCACGGCUCCAGAAGGCUUCUCAGGCUCCCAGGUUCCUGCAGUAUGUCACGGCUGCCUAUCGACCUCCGGAGCUGUGGCCCGCUCGUGUGAAUGGCGAUGGAGACUGCGGUGUCAGAAAGCAGCUGCUGACUGCAGCUGUGGAUAUGUGGGCCUAUGCUUGCGUGGUGUUUGAGGUGGAGACCGGGAAUCCCUUCAUGCCCAAGGGGGAGGCCGGACUGAGAGCGUGGUGCAAGCAGUGGCCCGAGCUGUGGAAAACACGCAGCGACUUAGCCAAUUGCCCCGCUGCAAGUCACACGUGCUGCACAAAGGUGCUUCGAGCCGGUAAAUGGGGGCUGUUUGUGUUGGUCGGCUGUGCUCCAGACCCCGGAAAGCGGCGGUGGCCGGAGCUCUGUCUGAAUCAGAAAUGA